AAUAGUUGAUUCAUGGUAAAUACUGUUGAGGCAGUUACCGAAGUAUCGACCACUGGGCUUGCCCCUGCAAGUUCAUCUGUUGAUAAGUGGAUAACUAAACUCAAUUGCAAGAAUGGAGGAUCGAAACGCUCUUGCUGCAGAUUGCAUUGUCAUAUCGUGCUGCUGCCAGUGCCUGAUUCUGCAGCUCAUCAUCUUCAUCUUGCUCAGGCUUCCAUCCCGGAUGAUUCGGAAGACGAAACGGUAUGUGAAAAGGCGGCUGAGAAGCAGGAAGCGGGCCGAGAAGGUUGUGCAGAUAGAAGUGUGUGGAUAUGGAGAUGGAAGCUCGAGAAGGUGUGGCGGGUCACCUGCUAGGGUUUUGCAGGUUGGAGAUGAUGGGUUCCCAUUUAGUGACUGCAGUUUUGGGUGCUGUAUGGAUGAAGUUGAUAGGGUUUUGGAGGAGUUUUCACAGAAAGGGGAAUUUGGUUUUGGGAGCUUUUGGGGUGGUGAUGUUUCAAAGAGAGUGUUUUCUUAUUGUGAAACCAAACAAGAAGUGGAUUAUGAUUGUUUUCAUCAUCAUUUGUUAGAAACCUUUGGUUCUUUCAACUUCAAGCAAUAGCCUUUCCUAGCAUUCAUUCAAAAACCUUGUCUCCAUGAAUAUCCAAUAAUUACAUCAUAUAGAAUGGAAGAUUAUGAUCUAUAAUGCAUAAGAACUCUUCAGGGUUAGUGUUUUCAAGCAUAUUGAAAAACAAAAACACCAUACCCUACCUUUCAAAAAUGUUUCAUAUUUGACGGGCAA
Molecule: messenger RNA, 775 nt
Organism: Ipomoea triloba (trilobed morning glory)
Lineage: Eukaryota; Viridiplantae; Streptophyta; Magnoliopsida; Solanales; Convolvulaceae
Exons: 2
Coding region: 113-595 (160 amino acids)
Source: RefSeq, a predicted model, not a curated record